Molecule: messenger RNA, 2703 nt
Organism: Alternaria atra
Lineage: Eukaryota; Fungi; Ascomycota; Dothideomycetes; Pleosporales; Pleosporaceae
Exons: 11
Coding region: 1-2703 (900 amino acids)
Biological process (GO): chiasma assembly; mismatch repair
Cellular component (GO): nucleus
Molecular function (GO): ATP-dependent DNA damage sensor activity; ATP binding; mismatched DNA binding
Source: RefSeq, a predicted model, not a curated record
AUGUCAGUAAACACACCUUCAGAAGCUCAUAACGGUGCCGAAGAGAAUGAUGAUACGUUGAUCGAGGUCAUCAUGGCUGUUGACAUGACGCCACGUGGUACGGUUGGAUGUUGUUACUACGUCGCAAGAGAUGAAAAGCUUUACUUCAUGGAGGACAUACAGUGUGGUGACGUGAAUGUCGUCGACUCCUUGAGAACGUUUAUAGAGCCUACAGUGAUCCUGGUAUCAACGAAGAUUGACGACAAGGUGAUUGACCGCUUCGACCCGGAGGCUAGGAGCGCCGAUUGCACAAGUAGUGAAAACGACCAAUUUCGUCUUCCGUUUCUCUUGGAGGUGAGACCACCCAAUGAGUUCUCCUACGACACUGCAAAGAGCAAGCUUGCCAGUCUUCGCUUCGACUUGGAGAGUGGCACUCGCGCCAGCUUCAAUAUUCCAGGAGAGCUUGCGUCCAUGGACCACCUGAAUGAACAGGGGGCGGUAGGCCAACAAGGUCAACUGCUUCGUCUUGCAGGACGCAUAGACCUUGAAAGCCGUUUGACGGUUGGCUGCGCUGGGGCACUCGUAUCAUAUCUUCAACGCCGACGCGCUGCUGCAUACCUUCCCGGUGAUCGAGCAACAUCCCUGAUGUUUCGGAUCGUGACAUUGGAAAUGUUCAGUCUUCGAGAGACUAUGUUCAUCAAUGCAGACACACUUCACUCUUUACAGAUCAUGGGUGCCGAAUCGCAUCCGCAUUUUCACAAUAAAGGGCCAACAAAAGCUAGUUCGGGCGAAAAGGAAAGCCUCUCCGUAUACGGACUGUUUCACCAUCUAGCGCGAACACCGCAAGGAAGGUUCCUGCUUCGGCAGCAGUUCCUUCGUCCUAGCCUCAAUAUCGAUGCCAUCAAUGAAAGGCUGAGCGCCCUGGGGGUGUUUACUCGCCCGGAUAAUGAUUCCGCGCUACAGACGCUUGUACAAAAUUUGAAGGACGUUGGCAACAUGCGUGUCAUGAUGCUCAACUUGAGGAAGGGCGUAGGUGGCUCGAAGAACGGAGCUGGAGGCUUUGCUAAGAGUAUAUGGACGUCCAUCAGAGCGUUCGCAUUCCAUGCGCUCAAGAUCAAGGACACAUUACAGGAGGUCCUCGGUGGGGAGACUUUGGUGAUCAGGAACAAGGUGUUAGAGGAAUUCGAAGGCUACCAUCUGGCUCAGAUCGGAAGGAAAAUCAGCGAAACUAUCGACUUGAACAGCUCGGCAGAAGAAGGUCGAACCGUCAUCAUGCCAGGGAUCGAUGAGGAGCUGGACCAGAUGAAGCAGACCCUGGAUAGUCUUGACGACUUCCUCAACCGAGUUGCGCGGAAGCUGUCCGAGAAGAUGCCUUCCGAUAUCCAGGCAACCCUGAAUGUCAUCUACUUUCCACAGAUCGGGUUUCUCUGCACUACUCCUGUCGAUGAAGCAACCGGAGAUGCUGUUUAUGAUGGCACUUUUGACAGUCCUUGGGAAAGAAUGUUUGCCACUGAAGAGCAAAUCUAUUUCAAGAAUAGCGAAACACGAGAGAUGGAUGAUCACUUCGGUGACGUGUACGGUAUCAUCUCGGAUCGCGAAAUCGAGAUUAGUCAUGAGCUCGCACAGUACUUGCUGCAAUAUGAAAGGCUGCUGACAUCUUGUUCGGAUAUUUGUGGGGAGCUUGAUAGUCUUUUGGCUUUAGCACAAGGCGCGAAGAUCCACAAACUUUGUCGCCCUCGCAUGACAUACGACAAUGUUGUACGGAUCGAAGGGGGCCGUCAUAUCCUGCAAGAGCUUACCGUAUCGUCCUUUGUUGCGAACGAUACAAUUCUAAGAGGUGGCGAGGGGGAUGAAACAGUUGAAGAAGACGUCGAUCAGAGCUACAGCACCGGAGCUCAACUACUUACCAGCUCUGCGACCCGCCACACAUACGCGCUCAAGGACAGCCCAAGCAUGCUCGUUCUGACUGGACCCAAUUACUCAGGGAAAAGCGUUUACCUCAAACAGGUUGCUCUCAUCGUAUAUAUGGCGCAUGUCGGAAGCUUUGUUCCCGUGGAUAGCGCAAUGAUCGGGCUAACAGACAAGAUUCUUUCCAGAGUUACGACGCGCGAAACAGUAUCUCGUAUCCAGAGCGCCUUCAUGAUAGAUCUACAGCAAAUCUCACUUGCGCUUAGUUUAGCUACGCGCCGAAGCUUGCUCAUCAUAGAUGAGUUCGGCAAAGGGACUGAGUCUAGUGAUGGAGCCGGUUUGGCAUGCGCAGUCAUGGAGCACUUGUUGAGCUUAGGGUGCGAGCGACCUAAGGUCAUCGGUGCUACGCAUUUCCAUGAAAUCUUCGAAAUGGGUUUGCUCAAACCUAGGCCUGCUCUUGCAUUCGGGUAUAUGGAAGUGCGUAUUGAUGCCGACGCUUUGGAAGUCAGUGAUCAGAUAACGUACCUUUACAACUUGCGCAAAGGUCGAAGUACCUCGAGCUUCGGAACGUGCUGUGCUGCCAUGAACGGCGUUCCUCCGGAGAUUAUCCAACGCGCAGAGAAUCUCAUACUGCUCUCUGCGCGGGGUGGGGACCUUGUAGCAGCAUGCUGUCAGAUACCAGAAGACGAAGCUGCGGAACUUGAAGAAGCAGAGCAAGUGGCGAGAGAAUUCCUCGAAGCAGAUGUCUACCGAGACCCAAAGACUACGUUGGCGAAUAUACUGACCAUCUCCACGACCACAAACUCGCCCAGUUAG